AACAUACCGCUGCUGUGAGACUAAAGUUUGUAGCAGCGUGCUUCAAUGAUCAAUCCUCGAUUACUCGGCGUGGUUUAAACUACAAUCUGCACCACAAGACAGUUUAAGCAAGACACUUUUUCUUUGAGCUCGGCUAUUAAGAAUUUUGAUUACAAGUUACUUUUUAAAAACUACAAAAUGACCGUGAAAGGUAAAUGAUUUUUAUGUUUUGUUGAGUGUAAUUUGUGUCUUAUUAAACAUACCGUAAUAUUUUAAUAAAAUAAAGAAGAGACUGAUUCAGUGAGUGAUUCUGAGUGAAGUGAAAUCUAGUUCUAAGUUUUUUCAUGCCAAUCAUGCUCUCUGGGGACCUGGACUACAACUUCUCAAGACUACAGUUCUAAGUCCAAUAUGCAACCAAAAUAUGGCAUAUAUUGUCACAACUUUAUUUAACAUGCAAUUAUAAGUUACAGUAGUGUCUUAGUCUUAGUCUACACCAAGCAAAGUGCAAAGUAGACUGCUACGAUACUAAGAAGGCUUACUAAGGCCUGGGGUAUACCAGGCCAGGCUAAGCCCCUAAUUGCUAAGCUAAGUUAGUAGUAACUGAGGCUAAAUUUCAAAAAGAAAUCAGAUUCUGAAAUGGCUUAAAUUUCUUCUUGUAAUUUGAUUUCUUGUUGAACCUUAGUCUUAAAUAGUCUACGCCAGUCUAGGCCUACUAACUGUGCUGUUAGGUUGGUGGAACUAAUAUAUCGGAUAUAGGGGCAACUCAUCCCUUAUUACUAAAAUACUGUUUGGGAACUACUUAUUUUGAACUUUCAAAUUUGGCACAUGACUAAUUAAAUAAUGCUUUCCCUGACCUGGUCUAAUAGUUUUUGCACACAGCAAACUUUAAUUAAUGAAAACUCUGAGAUAGUAGUACGGUAUAGCCGUUAUGCAAGUCACUGUUAAUGGAUGCCAUGACUAUGAAAUUUUGCACACAGCAAAUUAUGAUCAUUUAUAUGGACUCCACCGGGUUUUUUAAACUAAAAUUAUAUAUUUUUCUUUCAAUAACAUUUAAGUUCAUUCUAAAACAUAAGUUAUCAAAUAUUUUGAUGUAAAUAAUGGAAAUAAUUAAAUAUUUCAUAAGUAGCUGCGUCUUCCGCCAUCAUUGAAAGGGGCGUGGCCGCUUCCUUAUCAAAAUUGGGUUGAGCUACAUUACCAUUUAGCGGUUUACUCGAAUGAGCAUAACAAGUGAUCAGUAAGCCAUGCCCAAUACUAAGUUACUACCACAGGAGAAUUGGGGUCAGCUUAAGGUCUUUCACCAGAAAAAGAUUAAAUGAGAGUAAAAUAGAACACCUAUAUAUAACACACUGCUGAGAGGAGAAGGGGCUGGUGUGCUUAGUGGGGUGUGUCUGAAUAUCUUUCCAGGCUAUACUAAAACACCUGAUUAUCUUGAUGAAUAAAAUAAAAAUAUGGCUCCUAGGCUUAAUCAUAAUGCAGGAGUGGUCCACCCAUGGUAAUUAACUCUUUCCCUCCGGAAUUAUUUUCCACGUUAUGACGGAAUUAUCUAUUUCGGGUUUUUGUUACGCACUACUAUGUUUUCUCUAAACCUUCAUAACUUUUUUGUUUUUAAUCAGAAAAUGUUAAUAUUGGUAUGGAAUUAAAGGGAAAUGCAUGCUCUUUGCAAACAAACAAGAUUUGGGUUUAAAUUUUAAUAACUGUGAUUGUGAUUUAAUGAAAAUAAAAAUUUAUUUUAAAAAACUCACCAAAUGUUCACAAAACGCUCCUUUGAAGUCACACGAAGAGAAUUAUAUAAUCCAAAGUGUAAUAAAAAUGUUUUUUUUCUGAACUAUAUUCAUAUGUGCAUCACAAAUAAUAAAGAUCAACUUUCAAAAAAGAAAAAAUUAAACCUCAGAGCACAUUAUUCAUUGUCACCACCACACAAAAAAUUAGGAAAAAAAUUUAACUAAUUCCACUGGAAACAAUCUGUUGCUAUUUAAAAAAUAAUUGCACUGUAUCCUUGUUUGUAUGUACUAAAAUUUAUAAUAGUAAAUGGAGAAUUUACCAUACAUUAGUCACAUAUUUCCAUCUGGGUUUAGCAAUAGUAAGCCUAAAAAACAAUCCAUAUGGAUGUGCCCUUUAGCUGGGGGGCGGGGCUGGUUGUUCAUCAGCUGAUGAAUUACCAAUUUCAUUAUUUUGUCACUAGUACUACUAAUACUAGUACUAGGAUUAUAAUCAUACGAUUCAACAGAAUCAGCCUCUGCAUUUGAAAUCAUAAAAUCACUGUCUGAAUCAUCAUAAGAGUAAUAUUUUCCACCUUUAUUACAUUGAUCACCAGAUGGGUCAGGUCAAGAUUUCAUGUUUGUAAACAAAAAUAAAAUGGACAAUCAAAACAACCGCUUCAAACAAUUCGUUCUUCGCUCAAUCACAGAAAAACCGGAUGUUUAUGAAAGGGAAAUCAUUCUAGAAUUGAUUUAAAAUAACUAAAUACCAAUAGCUAAGAAAAGAACCGAAAUAAACAGGUUUUUUAUACAUCGACGAUCCCAUCGUCGAUACGCCAAACUCUUCAUUUCAAAUCGACGAUGGGAGCGUUGAUCCGGAGGGAAAGAGUUAACGUUAAAUUUCAUGGCUAGCUGUAUGUUUUGCAAAAUAAAUACCUUAUUUCUAAAUUCAAUCAGCAUUAUCUUACUUCUUAGCAUAAACGCUCAUUUAAAAUAGGCUAUAUACAUGUACAUCAGUUUAUUUUUUUGUGAUGGUACGCACUGUUUCAGUGUUAUAGAAAUUUUAAUAAACAUUUCACUGUUUAGAAAGUACUAAAAUUAAAUUAUUUAUAUAAAUACAACUUGGUAAAGGGAACUUAAGUGUUACACAAGCAUUUCUUUAGUUGUUCUCUUAUUGAUUAAGUGUAUAAUGAUACAAAACUAUAUUCAGGUAAUAGCUUAAGUGCACCCCUGCAACCUACUUUAGGAUGUGAUACAAAAGUUAUUGAAUAUAUUAUUCUGUAUGUUAUUUAUAAUCACGUUACAGUAUUUUACGAUUUUGAGUAUUACAGACCUGUUUACUCUUAAGAUUUUGGCGUAGAAUGUACGAUUUUGAGGCGUAUACAAUAUAAUAUAUACUGUAUGUUUAUUUUUUACUAUAAAUAUAAGGUAUUGAACGAUUUUGUGAUGAUAUUGUACGAUUUUAAGAGUUUGAGGGUAAUCAGGUCUGGUAUUAUCCUCAAACUAGAUUAAAGUAUUUUUGAGUUGCUAGGUGAACAGGUCUGAACAAAUUAAAUUUGAUGUGGUAAUAAGGCCUGGGCAAAAUUAAUUCUUGCAACCUGUUAACCUUCUAGUCCCAUGUUAGAAGUAUAAGUCUGUAAAUUUCUCAUGACCAUUGUUCCCUGUAAGCUGUGUGCUCUUGCACAGAAGGGGGGGGGGGAGAAAGUGCGCAUUGCUGAAACAGGUUUGUGCACACGAAAGGAAAUGUUAACACACACAAUAUUACAAUAUAUUGUAUUACUAUUUUUAAAAGAGUACUGAUAAAAAAAUUGUCGAGUAAAUUACUAUUACAAUAUAGUAAAAGCUUACAGUAUUAGUUUUGUAAACAAAUAUAGAGUUAGUAAAAUUUGUAACUUAUUUUAUCUAAUGCAUAUGGUGCACACUUACAUAUAGUUGUCAGACAUUGCACGACACCAAAAUGAGCACACAGCAGAGACAUUGCUCAAAACUAUAUUUUACAUGACUAAGAAGUUUUAGGACACAGAGGAAAGGCAAAUUUGUCAAUUCAAAUAAAACAUAUGAAAGUGAAAGUAUCAAAAGUCUCUCUCUGUCAAAAUGGAUGAAACACAUGACCUUUCAGAUGCACAACUACUUCGACUAUAUGCUACCCAGACAAACUCCCUCGACUAUAUGCUACCCAGACAAACUCCCUAAAUUGCACCAACAGGCACACAAUUCUAACAUAUAGUAUUGUCCUAUUUUCAACUCAAACAUUAAUCGCCUAAACGUAAUGUCAACUUAAUCUAUCUCUUAUCUUCAGGCACUCCCCAAAACAGGAAAAGGAAAUUAUCAGACACAGCUGCAGAGCCUACAAGUGCCAAGAAAGCUGCAUUAUCAACACCUAGACCACAGUCAGCCCAAGGCAAAAAGACACCACCAAAUUCAGCCCAAAAAGGCCAGACACCACAACAGAAAAAAGUAAUUACUCCUAAAGUACUAAAUUCUGGAAAUAAAAAGCCUCAAUCAGCUACAACGCCUAAAGCAAAAACACCAACCCCAAAAGCAAAAACACCUCAAAACAUAAAGAAUUCUACAAAGGUAGAAGAGGAUGAUGAUGAGGAUGACGACGAUGAGGAGGAUGAUGUUGAGGAUGAUGAUGAUGAGGAUGAUGAUGAGGAUGAGGAUGAUGAUGAGGAUGAUGAUGAAGAAGACGAGGCAGUUCAGCCAGAAAUUAAGAAAGCAAAGCAGGAAACUGGUGCUAAAGGGAAAAAAAACCAAACAGCCCAAAACAAGUCACCAGAAAAAGCAGGUAUGCGAAAUAGACAUGGGAGUCAGAUUUUAGGAUAAUUAAGUUAAGUGGCCCAAAGGCUGCAAAUGACUUACACAUCAUAUCAGGAGCUUUAUCUUAUUACUUGUCAUAGCAGUGUGAUAGCAGUGUCUCGUUUUUAUUAGUUUUUUCUACACUGUUUCAUCGCACUCUCAGUCUCGGAGCUAAGAAAUUGUACAAAUUAAUUGCUAAAGCUCUAUAGUUUCAUUAAAUAUAUUUAUCUUAUUUGAUAUUUGUGAAUUGAAUUGCUUGCCUUAAGUUUUUUGCAAACUAUUUUAAUUUCGGUUCUUAGGGAACUGUUUCCAUUUAAAAGAUCAUUGCAAUUUUGUAUGCUUUGGGUUCUGAGUUAAUACUUUUAUUGUUAUUUCUUGGCACUCUUGAUUACCUUUCGUGUUAAUAGUUUGUAUUACAUUCAAUUUCAGGAACACAAAAAGUUGAUGCAGACGCUUCCAGAAAAAGUAAAUAUAUACUUUAAUUUGUAUCACUUAAAUUUGUUUUUUGAACAUAUUAAUUUUUUAUUUGGCUCAUAGCAAAAGUUUUUCAGUUGUUUGUGUAAAUCCAUUACAAAAUCUUGGAUAACUGUCCACUUCUUUGAGUGGCCAGCAUUGGCUUAUGACCCCUGUUAAUGUAAGGUUCACAUGUUUGUUAAAAGAGAGGAGCUAAGUUCUGUUUUUUAACUCUAUUAUUGUCAAAAUAAAUACGUCAACUGCCCAUACCCCAAAUAUUAUCUUUAUAAUUGUAAAUAUAUUAACAUGCAAUGACAAAUCUUGCAAUUUAAUACUUUUUCAUUUGAUUGGCGAUAUUAUGUUUAAAAAAUUAGCUAGAUUUCCCAGAAUCGUUCACAUUCCUUCCCACACAAGAUAUCUCUAAAUGUGUAAACAACCAGGUAUUUUUGUGAUAAGUAACCUAACAAUGUUUUUUUUUUGCCAUAUAUAAUUGGCUAAUAUGUAAAAGUUUUUUAAUUCUCUGUGACGUUUAACCUUACAUUGUUGGAGUCAAUGUGCACAUUUCUAAUUUCAGAUGAUAGGGAUGUAAGGACACUGUUUGUGAAAAAUAUACCCAGUAAUUGUUCAGUAAAAGAAAUAAAAGCCCUCUCUAGUGAUAUCAAGCAGGUCAGACUGAGGAUUAAUACUAAAGUAUAUAACAAGAAUCCUAGAAACGGGCAAGUAUUCUGCUUUUUAUUAAUUUGCAUAUUUCAUGUUAUUUUUUAUUUGAACUGAAGUUAAGAUUCUAACCUUAAAUCUGUAUUGGUUCUCUUUCCUAGCUUCAUUGUAUUAAUUAUGGACGUACUUUCAGGUAUGCUUAUGUUGAGUUUGGCAGUGAAGAGGCAGCAGAGAAAAACUUUCCCAUCCUUAAGGAAGCCAGCAUCAGGGGUAACAAGUUGACUGUAGACUAUGUUGGAGCUAAAAGUUUGAAUAUCAAGGGACAUAAGCAAGUUACUGAUGGUUCGUUAUUUAAUUUUUAUGUGGCUAGUCUAAACAAAAAAUCUUUAAAUGUUUGUUUUUUAACAUUUGUUCAUACCUGUAAAGCGUAUAAUUUUUAAUCCAAUUGAAGGGUAAACGGAGGUAAUUUUGUUUUUAAGUUACAACAAAUGAAUGAAAAAUUCAUAUUUAUUAUCUUUCAAUUAUAGUAUCCAAUUGUGGGACAUGGUAUGGUGUCUUUUUUCACAAGUUCACUAUUGUCACCACAUCAUCUGUCUCAGACCUGUUGAGUCUAACAAUUUAGUCUUUAAAAUUAAGACCGCCACAUUUUUGUGAUUGAUAGUGAAAAGAAGAGUGGGGGGAGGCUGAAAAUACAUGUUAAUAAAAAGUUCUACAAUAUUCACCUGAAACGCUGUAAAAAUAUUAUAUAAUGUUUUGUAGUAAUUAUCGUAAAUGUUUGCCAUGUAUUUUCACAAAUGAACUCAGAUAUAUUAGUAGAACUAAGUUACAAAUUCAGGUUUUUACAAGGUUCCCUGUGUAAAAUUUUUACAAGUACACUUCAAAAUAGCAACUACAUAACAAAAUAAAAUAAAAGGUUGUCUAAAAAUAAAUAUAACACAUAUUAUUAUGUAGGUUGCUAAGCGCCAUCUAGUAACUGCAAAAAAUAGUUACACAUGUGGGUUACUGUUGGCACUAUGACCUUUAGAUGUUGCACUAAAAGGGGAUGUAAAAAUUUAUGAAAAUUUUGUAGUUUUUCGCAAAGCCUCAGUGAGGAAGUCACAUUAACCCAUAUAGAAAAAUGUGCCCCCCUCCCCCUUAAAGAAUUUUUUUAGCGCCCCUUUUCUUUGUGAAAUUAAUGGUAUUUUAUAGCUCUUAAUUACUAUUAAGGUCUUACUGCUCGUUGCCCCUUUCUCAUCGCUCUGCCUGAGGCCAGCAUGGCAACCAGGGCGAUUCUGCAUAUAUUAUGGGAACCACUGGGCUCACCGAACAGCCAGCGGUGAAGAUCAGUAACACAUUUUGUUUACUGUAACAUCAUAAUUAUUAGAAAGAUUAUUUAUUUAUUUUUUUCCAAGGAUGGGUCGGCAGCUAAUUUUGAGAUUUUGAUAUUAUGGAGCAGUGUGAUUUGAUAAGCGGAUUUGUAAAAAUAUGUUGUCUAAUUUUGUUUCAUAAUUUCUGAUGUGUAGAAGAAAGAGAUCCCUUAAAGCUGUAUUUGGCUGGACUACCUUUAGAUGUUACAGAGGCAGAUGUUCGCAAAGUAUUCCCUAAAGCCAAAGAAAUUAUUCUACCAAUCAGAAAGAAGGACAAGAAGUCAUUUGGGUAAGGACAAUUUUGGCACCAAUUUCGAUCUAUGCUUCAUAGUCCAAGGCCUUGUUUUCCUCUUGGUAUAUCAAAAUCUUUUUUUUUUUAAAAUUCAAGCAAUAGUAUUGUCAUUUUUCUUUUCUUUUUUUUUUUACAGCUACGGAUUUGUCACAUUUACUUCCCCUGAACUUGCUAAGCAGGCUCAUGACAAGACACAGGAUGUUAGCCUGAAAGGUGUAACACUAGUUGUUUUGUAUGCAAAGUUGAAAAAAGAAAAACCUCCAGCUGAUGAAAAAAAGAAGCAGCCGAAAAAAGCAAACAAGAAACAAAGUAAGAUAUCAUAAUUGUUUUUCUUGAAAUAAUAGUUAUUGAUUUUAAAAAACAAAUGCUGCAAGAUUUCCUUAUUUCAUUCAUUGUGACUAAAUUUGUGAUAUAUGGGUUUGAGACUGCCAGUCCUGAAGCACCUCUCGUUUUAAAAUGGCCAAGAAGUUCACAAGACUUUUUGGUGAUGGCAUGAUCUCAGUUUUUAAAUCCUUUAACUUCGCUUUUGUUUGUGAGUGGCUGGCUGACAAAAUCUUUGGAAGGCUCAUUGACCCACUUUUUGCCCCCAUUGCUUAAUAUUAAAUUUAUAGACAAUUUAUAGCCAAAAAAAACCUUAGUUCUCAGGGAUUCUUUAAUUUCAUUUGUUUCUUUUUUUAAUCUUGUUAUAAUCUAUAAUCUAGUCUGUGUUGAUCCAAUGAACCGGUACCACAGUAGAUGUUCAAAAGUUGUUUUUUUCUGCUGUUAAUAGUGUUAUGUUAUAUUUGUCCUUCAUGUGAUAAAAUUAAUUAGUUUUAAGCUUAAUUAAAAAAUGUAUAUAUUAUACAUUUAUAAUACUCUUACUUCCCUUUGUUCAAAAAUGGUGAAAGUGGAAGUCCCACAGCUAAUAAAGAUCAAUACUCGGAGGUCGCGAGAGUCUAUCUCUUAUGACCUUGGCCGUGAAACAUAGCCCAGUAGUCCCUGGGGACUCCGGCCAUGCAACUCGGCCCCGAAUAAGUGGGGGUUGGAACAGCUUUACUUCCUCUCCGGAGAUGACGUUGCGUUGCCACCUCCACCGCCCGUGAGCUGUACGUUUUUCCCUGGUGUGGGACGGCUUUGCUUCCACUCCGGGAGUAGUUACUGGCUUACUGUCUCCCACCGUCCCAAGAGUUGUGCGAGCAAGUUUGGUUCCCAACUAUUUGUUUCCCCCCGGGGAGGCGUUGCCUUGCCUCAAACCCGCGUUUUUCCGGGAGUGUUUCGGACUGGACUGUGCAGGGGUUAGAACGGCUUUAACUUCCUCUCCGGGAGAAGUGUUGCGUUACUUCAACCCACCGCUCUGGGAGCUGUUCGGGCUUGGACGUUGCGAGGACGAAACAGUCGCCUAGGGGCGGCUUACUCAAGGCCGCGUCUUUUUAAUCACUGGUAGUGAAUCUCUUCACUGCCUCAUACCCAUAACCGGCAACACGUAGUCAUGUUAGCGCUUAACUUCCGUUGCGUUAGAAGUCAUGCGUUUUGCAGUGUGUGAUCUUUGGCUUCCGGGAGCACGCCCGUACUGGUCUUCCGUGCCGCGAAGAGGCAUAUCACGUGCGACAUUUCCUCGAGCUUGGCAAUGUGACUUUCCCUUGAUCCAGCAAGCUGUCUCGAGGGAAACGUCGAAGAAGUCCCACAGCUAAAAGGGAUAAUUUCAUUCUUGCUUAAUGAAAAUAUUUUUUUGCCAACCAAUUUCAAGCUGUAUUUUUGAAUCAGGUCUCCCAACAGCUGUAAUCAAGUUACAAAAAUCUGCUAUUAACUCAGUCUUUCAAUGCAAGACAAAGGGGUUAUUACUAUUGUGCAAAGAGUUAUCAUUGUUUUAUUGGUAGAUUAUUACAGCUUAAGCCCCUAUUAUUUUUUUUAAUUUAGGGCCCUACGUUUGCCAGAAAUAUGAUCAGGUCGCAAAUACAGGUAGUGAAUUGACCAUUAGGCAUUUAUUCCAGUGUUGACUUUACUACUUGGGAUGAGGUAUCUAACCUUGUUUAUCUAAACAAAGACAUUUACAAAUACUGACAGAUUUGCAUCUUUAAUGUAAAUGUUUUAAAUUUCAGAUCCAGCUGAAAAGAAUGUUAAGGUGGAAAUUAAAGAAGAGGAUGAUGAAGAGGAGGUUUGUAUUAAUUUCAACUCUGUUAAUUCACGUAGCCCAUCUAGUAGAUAAGCUUAAUACUCACUGGCUUCUUUAGCACAACAUAGGGCACGAUUAGUUAAUGCACAAAAAAAAAGAUUGCAGUGUGUCACAUUAAACUUUAAGAUGUGUACCGUCCAAGAGCUUAACUUAAUUAAUCUUCAUUGAUAUGACAGUGAUGUGUACCGUUCAAGAACUUAACUUAAUUAAUUUUCAUUGAUGUGAUAGUGAUGUGUACCGUACAAGAACUUAACUUAAUUAAUCUUCGUUAAUGUGACCGUGAUGUGUAGCGUACAAGAAUGUACUUAAUUAUAAUCUUCCUUGAUUUGACAGUACAUGGUUCCUGGUAGGUUUAAUUUUCUCUGAUUAGAGGCUCAUUCAGAGGAACUCUUUGGUAACGCUACUCUUCAUUGAAAAACUGAAUCUGUACUGUAAUCAACUGAUUUGAAAUGGUAACAUGAAGUACCAGUAUAGUAAUAGAUAAUGAAAAGUAUUGCAUUGUACUACAAUACAUUUUUCAAACACAAUUCAAGACUACGAGACAAAUACUUGGCUUCUGAUUUCUCUUAACUGCCUAAAGUUUAUGUUAAAGUUAGAAAAUGUCAUUUUUGAUAUGAAAGGGUUGAGACUUGUUUUCAAGCGAAUUUUGGAAAAUAUGUGUUAAAUAAUUCUGGCUUUUUUGUUUAAUUCCAAAAGGAGAUGGACGAUGAUGAGGAAGAUGACGAGGAAGAUGAUGACGAUGAGGAAGAUGAUGAUGAUGAUGAUGAUGAAGAAGAUGAUGAUGAUGACGAAUAAAUACAAUCUGACAGAAAUAUUUAUGUUAUAUACGACAAAUAAAUUUGUACCCUACAGGAAAACUUU
Lymnaea stagnalis (great pond snail) is the source of this 10236-nucleotide messenger RNA. The record is from the annotation of a GenBank genome assembly. Lineage: Eukaryota; Metazoa; Mollusca; Gastropoda; Lymnaeidae.